UAAUACAAGAAUUAAUUUUGAACAAUAAGCACAUGCACUAAUUAAAUACCCGUACAAUUUAAUAAUUGCUCUUGUGGUCAAGUAAACUUAUAUGGAAAAUAAUUAGUUUAUAAUUUAUCGAAAGUGACGAUUGUAAUCGAUAUCAACGCAAGUACCAUCAGUUGUUUUGCGAUUCAGCAGCAACGCAAAGUUUGCGAAUUUAUUUGCGUGCCCAUAAAAGCGACGCAGCACGUGUUCAGGUGACGACGCUGCUAUCGAAAAAAUGGCGCAAAAUGCACCUAAUUGUAAAGAUACACAGGAGAUACAAUUCAAAUUGCAUGACAAGUUUGUGGCAUUUCGAAAAUGCGGCGAGCCGCGCAGCAAUGUGAAUUUAUUGGCUGUCUCCAGCAGCCGUGGACUACUUUUUGCCGGCAAUCCCAACGCGCCGGAACUGAGAGUUAUAAUCAUCAAAGAUGUAGCCGCUGCCAAGACGUGCGGCAAGCAGCCGCUCGCACGUCUCGUGCCGCUGCCAAGCAUACCAAAUUACAUGUCCUGCAGCGCCGAUGGCAAUCUUCUGGCCAUUAACUAUACGCAGCCAAAUGGCAACAGUCUGUUACUCAUCUAUGCAGUGCAAUCCUUUAUGAGCCCAGAGCCCUGCGUUUUAUACAACAUACGCAUGUCCCCUGAGGACUAUGUGUAUGCCGUGCAGCUGCUGUGGAAUCCCGUGCUGCCCAACAGUUUGGCUGUGGUGCUUAGCAACGGUGGCUUGGCGAUGUACGCGCUUAAGGAUGGCGGAAACUUUGAGCUUCACUCGCUGGACAAGAGCCAGCAAAUCAAAUGCGGCUGCUGGUCACCCAAGGGCAAGCAGCUGGUCCUGGGCUUUCCCGGCGGUCGUUUGCAGCAAUUCAAGCCGGAUCUGACGCCCGCCAAGACGCUCGCCUGCCCGCCGAAUGUGCACGAUGCGCCCUUCGAUACGAUUGCCGUACACUGGUUGUCUACUUUUCAAUUUGCAGUUGUCUUUCUGCAGCAUGGCGAGGAUUGCAGCCCGGCAUUGUAUGUGAUAAAUGCACCCAAGGCGGGCGCGCCCACUUAUACGAAUUACUACGACAUUUGCUAUAGCCUGAAUGGGCCACGCAAUCAUCAGUUCAAUUUCACGCAUGUGCCGCAAUGGAAUCUGUUGUUGGUCAGUUCGGCGAACGGCGUAGAGGUGGGCGUACUAGCCACCACGGAGGCGGGUGAUACGCCCAAUUGGCAGCAGUUGACGCUACUGGACGAGGCGCGCAUUGAAAUGCCGUUAAGCGAGGCUACCCAGGAUGAAACAUUCCCAUUGGGCUUUGCGUAUGAUACCUCCAGUACGCAUCAGCUGAGCAUCAAUGAGCAGCAGUUGCCCAGCAUGCCCAUGGUGCAUGUCCUGGGCACCGAUGGCACUUUGCUCGCCUUCAAUUUUCUGAAUCUACAGCCGGGCGCUGCCUCUGUUUGCUCGCCGCCGCCGCCCUUGGCUGAUACUUCAGGACAAUUUUGUGCGCUGGAUGCGCUACUGGGCGCUGAGGAGCAGUCACCAGCACCGCCAGCAGCAGUUGCACCACCGGCGACCGUAGCUACUGUGGAGGCCAACACGCCUGCGCUGUCGGACAUUUCCUUUGCCUUUACACCCAAUACUGUUACGUCGACACCGGCGCCCAUCAAGGAUAAGCCGCCCUCGUUAUUUGCUGGUUUCGGCAAUGUAAGUAACAAAGGUCCCCCCGCUUUUGGCGCUCCCGCUGCUCCAUUGAACUUUGCCGCUGCUCCAGCUAAACCGCUGCCUGCGCCCAGCUUUGGCGGAUUUGGCGCACCCAACACGGCGCCUCCGCCAACUGGUUCCAUGUUUAGACUUCCUGCUCCAAACAAUGCACCCAGUUUUACCAAUCUAGCAGUGGACAAACCGGCUCCUGCUCCUGCUCCUACUGCUGCAUCGCUACCAGCUACAACGACAGCAGCUGCUGCUGCAACCAAGGCAAACAGCAACAAGCCCCUUUAUACGGUACCGCCUACUUUCACGCCCGUGGUGACCGCUCCAGCUGCUGCUCCAAAGCCGCCGGCUGCAGGCAAGAACUCGGAGUUUAGCGCUGGGGAAGUAGACGAUGUCAUAGUGGAGAUCAUGAAUGUCCAGAUCAGCGCAUUUAGCGAGCAAAUCGAACAGCAAAAGCAACAGACCCAAGCGCUGCUCUCACAGAUCGAGUCACCCUCCACGAUCAAAUUCUAUGCCAAGCGGCUGGAGGAUCUACAGGAGCUGAACGAUCAGGCCAACGAUGUUGACUUUGAGCUGGAUGUCCAGGGAUUGCGUCAUACGCUGAGCGAAGCCUAUGCCAUGAUGGCCGAAUGCCGUGCCAAGCUAGAGGUCUAUAGAAAGCCAGACAUUACGCGCCUGAUGACGUCCACCAAUUUUGAUGCGGCGGGUCGUCGUCUGCUGUCGCGCCUGCAGAGCUAUGUGGCCGCCAAUGAGGCGCAGCUGCAGCUGGCUCAGCAGCAAAUUGAUGCACAGUGGGAACAGUAUCAGGAUGUCCUGCGCCGCAGUUCCAAGUCGAAAAUGCAUAUGCCCUGCCUGGAGGGCAUCUAUCAGCGUUUGACGCGCCUGCAAAAUAUGACAUCCGAUCAGCGCAUCACGCAAAACAACAUUAAAUCUAGGCUCAAGGAACGCGGGCUGCUGCAGUCCGCGCUGCUCAACCAGGAGUCCAGUCGCGUGCGCACUAAUGAGGCCGUGGACACACUAGCCGACUCCAUACUCUCAAUCACCCUCAACCAGGCGGUGGAAACCAAUCGCGCCAAACUGUCGCAGCAGAAAUUGCAAUGCAUACGCCAGUUGCUGCAGCAGCAUAAUGUGCACACAAUCAGUCCACAGCGACCGGAUCGUGUGGGUCUCAAGUCUGAAGUCAUAUUGGAGACUAAACUGAAAGCGGAGCUCAAGAAAAAGACAGCAGCGGCGGCAGCAGCAGCAUCAACUGCACCUCCAGCCAGCGCCAAGCCAGCGGUGGCUCACAAAGCUACUCAGGCAGCUGCGUUUGCAUCUGGAGCACCACAGCUGGCCAAGCCCACCGCUUCCAAGCCCGCAGCAACCGUUGCUGCCAUUGAGAAGUUGCACAGCUUGCCAGUGAGCGUUGUCGCCGCUUCGGCACCUGCGCCUGUGCCGGCAAACUUUAGCUUCAGCCAGAGCAGUCCAUUUGUUAAGACCACUGCGUCCACGGUGACCACAACGACACUAAGCGCGGGCGAGGUCACCAAGCCAACAACAUCCUUUUUUGGUGGCACCUCACCCUUCAGCUUUGGCGGCGCAAAGCCCAUGUUGCCUAUCGGUGGCCUAAACGCGGCGCCCAAGCCCCAGACUACGGCAACGCCUGCGCCCAAUCUCUUUUCAGGCUUUGGCAAUGUUGGCGUGGAUUCUGUCAAGCCUAAAGCAACAUCGGAGCCGCCCAAGGAGGCGUCUGUCAAGCCUGUGGAGGCUAAAAAGGAUAUGACCGCACCUGUGGAGCCAACAGCUGCAGAGCCCGCCAGGACUGCAGCACCAGCUUCCACUGCAGCACCAACUGCCACUGCAGCCAAAUCAGAGCCAGCUGCUAAACCCUUUACGUUUGCUGGCUUUGGCAACAAUGCGGGAAACACCAUUGGCAGCAACAGCUCCACUUUUAGCUUCGGCGGUUUUGGCUCCUCGCUGGGCAACAGUGCAACACCCUUUGCACCUCCAGCAGCUGCCACUACGCCCGCAGCUGCUCCGCCUGCUGUUGCUACGACGACACCAGCUACCAGCAGCACGGAUACCGUUGUAAGUAGCAGCAGCACUCCCGCACCAACGCCCACGCCCAGUUUGACAGCAGCUGCUGUGCCCGCCGCAGCCAGCGAUACGGCCAGCACCAGCAGCGUGGCCAGCACCAUAAGCACCACUUCUUCGGCUGCAUCUGUGACCAGCAGCAGUGCACCGCCCGUUGACAAUCUCUUUGCCUCGAUUAAUAUAUGCAAGCCGCAGACAAAGGACAGCACAGCAGAUGCCGCACCGCAACAGGCCAACAUCUUUAGCGGCUUUGGUCAAAGCGCCAACAGCACGUUCCCAGCUUUGGGUGCAGGCGGUGAUGGCAGCAAGAGUUUAUUUGGCGGAGGAGUCAGCGUCAGCGCCGCAGAUACCACCACCAGCAGCAGCAGCAACACAUCAGCAACAACAGCAACGACGACGACAACGGCCACCGCAGCAACAGCUGCAACGACAAUAGCGCCAGCAGCAACAGUUGCAACGCCAGCAGCAACAGUUUCAGCGCCAACAUUUGCUGCCGCCGCAAGCAACGCAGUCAGCACAACGAACGCAGCUGCUGCGCCAGGCAGCAAGUUUUCCUUCUCGAAUGCGUUCAGCAGCCUGAACACGGCAGGCGGCACACCCAGCGGCUCACUAACAGCCACCAGCAGUGCUACAUCCAUUACGAGCAAUACAUCCGGUUCCAUUUUUGGCUCUGCCAAUGCCUUUGCGCCCGCCACAACGGCCAGCAGUCCGUUUGGAGUAGCUGCCGCUGCUACUGCGCCUUCUGCUGCAGCCACGCCCACUGGCAAUAUUUUUGGCAAUGUGCCCAAGCCGGAGGCGAGCGUUUUUGGUGCUACCAACGCAGCUGCACCACCCAGCGGGCUCUUUGCAGCAGCAGCUGCGGGCAAUCCCUCCCCAUUUGGCAGUCCUGCCGCCGCGCCAGCUGCUCCUCCUACUGCUGCUGCCAGUUCCGGCGGCAGUAUCUUUGGUCAGGCUGCCGCCCUUAAGCCCAGCGGCUUUGGUUCGCCUGCUGCUGCUGGCGGCUCCAUUUUUGGUGGCGCUGCGAACACGGCUGCUUCACCUUUUGGCGGAGGCGGUAGCUCCAUUUUUGGCGGCGGCAACAGCGCACAAAGCUCACCGGCCGCUGCGCCAUCGGCUUCCGUUUUCGGUCAGAGCGUUUUUGGCCAGACCUCGACUUCUGGCAGUGGUGGCAAUUUGUUUGGCGCCUCGCAGCCACAGGUACCGGCCUUUGGUGGUGGUGGAGGGUCCAUUUUUGGUGGUUCUACAAGUACUUCCUCGCCAGCUGCCUCAGGGGGCUCCAUCUUUGGCGGCGGCAGCUCUGGUGGUUUUGGUAGCUUUGCCCAAACAAACCCCACACCAGGCGCCUUUGGCAGCGCCUUUGCCCAGAGCAGCGGCUCAGUAGCUCAGACGGGAUUCGGCUCUCCGCAGCAGCAGACUCAGUCGCCAGCUGGUGCUUUUGGCGCUAAGCCCGUAUUUGGUGGCAGUCCCGCCUUCGGCGCGAGCCCCACGUUUGGCGGCGCACCCACAUUCGGCAGUCCCAAAGGCUUUGGCUCGUUUGGUGCCAGCUCCGGGGUCGUAGCACCGCCAGCUUUUGGUGCUCCCGCUAAACCUCCGGAGGGGAACAUCUUUGAAACGCUGGGCGGCACCGACACAGGGGGCCUGUCCUUUGGUAACUUGGCUCAAACGGGCAACACCAACAACCAGAAGUCCACCUUUGGCGGCUCCUCCUUUAUGACCUAUCGUUAAUUAUGUUUGUUGGUCCUCGUUGAUUGAAUUAAUGUAAAUUGAGUUAAAUAAAUUUUGAUUAUCUAUAAAUUAAAAUUUUAGUAAAUUGUAUGCUGGACUCCCAAACAGGUGAACACGGAGCGAU
Drosophila novamexicana is the source of this 5630-nucleotide messenger RNA. RefSeq names its product nuclear pore complex protein Nup214 (gene Nup214). Gene Ontology annotation, molecular function: protein binding; structural constituent of nuclear pore. Bases 263 to 5506 code for a protein of 1747 amino acids. The record is from RefSeq and is a predicted model, not a curated record. Gene Ontology annotation, cellular component: nuclear pore. Lineage: Eukaryota; Metazoa; Arthropoda; Insecta; Diptera; Drosophilidae. Gene Ontology annotation, biological process: RNA export from nucleus; protein import into nucleus. The transcript is spliced from 9 exons.